This is a messenger RNA of Pollicipes pollicipes, 1848 nucleotides long. RefSeq names its product adenylate cyclase type 9. Gene Ontology annotation, molecular function: adenylate cyclase activity. NCBI's taxonomy places the organism in Eukaryota, Metazoa, Arthropoda, Thecostraca, Pollicipedomorpha, Pollicipedidae. Gene Ontology annotation, cellular component: plasma membrane. The record is from RefSeq and is a predicted model, not a curated record. Gene Ontology annotation, biological process: cyclic nucleotide biosynthetic process; intracellular signal transduction; adenylate cyclase-activating G protein-coupled receptor signaling pathway.
AGACAUGAUGCAGAUGGUUCUGGACGAAGCGGACCAGCUGGACCAGCAGGAGCCGGAGCAGCUGCUGGCCAAGCAGCUGGUGCAGCGCAAGCUGAGCGACCUGCAGCUGGUCCGCUGCGUGCAGCAGAUGUCCAGCCACUCAAACUACUUCAUCAACCCGCCCAUCGACAGGCUGACGCUGUUCUACCGCAACCCCGAGUUCGAGCGCCAGUAUCGGCUGCAGCACGCGCGCCGCCACCACGCCGCCGCCAAUGCGCUCUCGCUGCCCAAGUACAACACGCUGGUGGACACGGUGGUGGCGUCGCUGGUGUUCGCGCUGCUGGCCGGCGCGCUGGCGGCCACGCUGCCCGCGGAGGCCGGCUGGUGCGCCACCGCUGCGAUUGGCGCCGCCUGGCUGGCGCUCGUGCAGGCCGUCAUGUGGUUUCGGCUGGCGGCCGGCGUGUCGCGCGACGAGCGCGAGCCGUUCGCGCGCGCCUACUGCUGGCUCACGGGCUGGUACCCGUUCCACGCCAUCGGCGCGUCGCUGCUGGCGCUGCCGGCGGCGCUGGUGUUCGCCGCCUGGCCGUGCGCCGUCUGGCGCGCUGGCGCCGCUGACUGCAGCCGCGCCGUCGAGCAGUACCUGCUCGCGCUGCUCGUCGGCCUGGUGCACUUCUGCAACUUCACUCAGCUCAACUGCUGGCUGAAGAGCGCGUUGGCGUCGGCGGCGGCGUUGGCGGCCGUGCUGCUGGCGGCGCUGGCCGGCUGCGAGUGCGCGACGCUGCCGGUGGCCGACCUGGCGGCCGCCGUGGCCGCCGCCGUCACGCUCGUCUGGAUCCUGAACCGGGAGUUCGAGAUCAGCUACCGACUGGGAUUCUGCGUGAACCUGAUGGCGGCGCGCGACAAGGCCGAGGUGCAGCGGCUGAAGCACCAGGCCGACUCGCUGCUGCACAACAUCAUUCCCGAGCACGUGGCCGAUGUGCUCAAGACCAAGGCGAAGUACUCGGAGAACCACCACGACGUGGCCGUCGUGUUCGCCAGCAUCAUCAACUUCAACGACCUGUACGACGAGACCUACCACGGCGGCAAGGAGUACCUGCGCGUGCUCAACGAGAUCAUCGGCGACAUGGACGACCUCCUUAAGAAGUACCCGAGCGUGGAGAAGAUCAAGACAAUCGGCAGCACGUACAUGGCCGUGUCUGGCCUGAAUCCCAGCCAGCGGCGCCACACUGACCCACCCGACAGACACCUGAUCGAGCUGAUGGAGUUCGCCGUUGACCUGCAGCAGACCGUGGACGCCUUCAACGUGUCGCUGUUCGAGUUCGCGAUGGAGCUGCGCAUCGGCUACAACAUUGGCGACGUCACCUCGGGCGUGAUCGGCACGACCAAGCUGUACUUCGACAUCUGGGGCGACACGGUCAACAUGGCCAGUCGCAUGGACUCCACCGGCGUGCCGGGUCGCAUACAGACCACGCAGCGUUGCGCCCAGCUGCUGGCGCAUCGCUUCCAGUUCGAGCGGCGCGGUGAGGUGUACGUCAAGGGCAAGGACCUCGUGGUGACUUACUUCCUCAAGAGCGACGGGCCUGGCGGCGCCGUCAGCUAGGGCUCGGCCCGUCUGUGAUGUUCGACAUGUCGGCUCGCAGUGUUACGCUUCUCCAUAGGCCGCGCCGGCGCCGGGCGGCGAUGACCCGACCCGUAGCUAGCUAGCGGUGAAUCAUCGGUGGCAACUAUUUACACGGAAAGUUUGCCGGUGAGAGCUUAUUCAUUGCCGCCGGCGGCCGGCACCGCCCCUGUGAUGCAUUCCCCGAAAGCCGCCUGGCGGCAGCACCGUCGCGCUUGUAUUCAGGCUCGCUAAUAAACCAGAUACUGCUC